UGUGAAGCAGCGGGAGCGAGCCUGUAAGUGUGACGCGCUCCUUCGUGCCGCACAGAUUUCAGCACCGAGGACAGCGCUUCAUACAGACAGGACAGCGACAGGAUAGCGACGGGAAAGCGCUUCAUACAGACAGGACAGCGACAGGAUAGCGACGGGAAAGCGCUUCAUACAGACAGGACAGCGACAGGACAGCGGGAGGAGAGCGACGAUUUAACUGAAGCACCGUUGCUCGAAUCUGAUCCUGACAUCAGAGAGCAGCAUUAUUUUAACUGCAACAAAAUAAAGAAAAAAAAUGCUCUCGGUCUGCUCAAAGCUUCAAUAGGAGUGGUGCAGUGUAGAGUCUGCAGACUGGACCCAAAGCGAGACCUGCAGCUUCAUCUCCGAGUAACAUAACGAUUGAACAGAAUGAGGGGCUGCGAUUAGAGUCGUCACAGUCCGCAGCACUGGCUAUUCAUCUAGACUGGCAUGUACUGCGCGGUAUUUCCACCAGGUAGUAUACUAGAUGAAGAGAAGAUAAAGCCAGCGAGAGGAAACCACACAUUCAAAUAAAACAACAUCUAUCUAUUCGCGCACAAUGCGUCUUUUCCUGCUUGCAGUAUUUUUUUCUUGCUCCUUUGCAAGGGGCGGCUGCGAUCCCAAGAUCGUGAACAUCGGCGCCGUGCUGAGCACCAAGAAGCACGAGCAGAUGUUCAGGGAAGCCGUGAACCUCGCGAACAAGCGGUACGGCAGCUGGAAGAUCCAGCUGAACGCCACCUCUGUCACCCAUAAACCCAACGCCAUCCAGAUGGCUCUGUCCGUGUGCGAGGACCUCAUCUCCAGCCAGGUGUAUGCGAUAUUAGUGAGUCACCCACCAGCUCCGAACGAUCACCUGACCCCGACGCCAGUGUCCUACACAGCAGGGUUCUACCGCAUACCAGUGGUGGGGCUGACCACGCGCAUGUCUAUAUACUCUGAUAAGAGUAUCCACCUGUCGUUCCUGCGCACCGUGCCUCCCUACUCUCACCAAGCCCACGUGUGGUUCGAUAUGAUGCGCGUGUUCCGCUGGAACCACAUCAUCCUGAUCGUGAGCGACGACCACGAGGGCCGCGCGGCGCAGAAGAGGCUGGAGACGCUGCUGGAGGAGAAGGAGUCCAAGAAUAAAAAGAGGAACUAUGAAAACCUCGACCAACUGUCCUAUGACAACAAGCGAGGACCCAAGGCUGAGAAAGUUCUACAGUUUGAACCCGGAUCCAAAAACGUAACGUCACUGCUGCUGGAGGCGAAAGAACUGGAGGCCAGAGUGCUGAUCCUGUCAGCGAGUGAGGACGAUGCUGCCACAGUGUACAAAGCAGCUGCCGUUCUGAACAUGACCGGCUCCGGGUACGUGUGGCUGGUGGGUGAGAGAGAGCUGUCAGGAAACGCCCUGCGAUAUGCGCCUGACGGCGUGAUUGGACUGCAGCUCAUUAAUGGGAAGAACGAGUCGGCGCACAUCAGCGAUGCCGUGGCAGUGGUGGCACAGUCCGUGCACGAGCUCUUUGAGAAAGAGAACAUCACAGACCCGCCGCGGGGCUGCGUGGGGAACACCAACAUCUGGAAGACAGGCCCUCUGUUCAAGAGAGUCCUGAUGUCCUCCAAGUACCCCGAAGGGGUGACGGGGCGCGUGGAGUUUAACGAUGACGGAGACAGGAAAUACGCCAACUACAGCGUAAUGAACUUGCAGAACCGCAAGCUGGUGCAAGUGGGCGUGUACAACGGCAGCCACGUUUUAUUAAAUGACAGGAAGCUCAUCUGGCCCGGCGGGGAAACUGAAAAACCGCGUGGAUUUCAGAUGUCAACGAGAUUAAAGAUAGUCACGAUACACCAGGAGCCCUUUGUCUAUGUGAAGCCGACCCUCCUGGAUGGGACCUGCCCAGAGGAGUUCACAGUAAAUGGAGACUUGAUUAAAAAGGUGAUCUGCACGGGCCCCAAUGAGACCAUCCCAGGUAACAAAACAGGACGCCCCAUUGUCCCGCAGUGUUGUUACGGUUUCUGCAUCGACCUGCUUAUCAAGCUGGCCAAGACGAUGAACUUCACAUACGAGGUGCAUCUGGUAGCUGAUGGGAAGUUUGGAACGCAGGAACGAGUGAACAACAGCAACAAGAAGGAGUGGAACGGGAUGAUGGGAGAGCUCCUCAGCGGUCAGGGAGACAUGAUCGUGGCUCCUCUGACCAUCAAUAAUGAGCGUGCCCAGUACAUAGAGUUCUCCAAACCCUUCAAGUACCAGGGACUCACCAUCCUCGUUAAAAAGGAAAUCCCGCGCAGCACCCUGGACUCAUUCAUGCAGCCGUUCCAGAGCACGCUGUGGCUGCUGGUCGGGUUGUCAGUGCACGUGGUGGCUGUGAUGCUGUAUCUACUGGACCGCUUCAGCCCGUUUGGACGGUUUAAAGUGAACAGUGAGGAAGAGGAGGAGGAUGCCCUGACCCUGUCCUCGGCUAUGUGGUUCUCCUGGGGGGUGCUGCUGAACUCUGGGAUAGGAGAAGGGGCUCCCCGGAGUUUCUCGGCACGGAUCCUGGGGAUGGUGUGGGCCGGCUUCGCUAUGAUCAUCGUCGCCUCCUAUACUGCCAACCUGGCUGCCUUCCUGGUGCUGGACAGACCGGAGGAGCGAAUCACCGGGAUCAACGACCCCCGGCUGCGAAAUCCAUCUGACAAGUUUAUCUACGCGACAGUGAAGCAGAGUUCAGUGGACAUCUACUUCCGACGGCAGGUGGAGCUAAGCACGAUGUACCGGCACAUGGAGAAGCACAACUACGAGAGCGCAGCCGAGGCAAUCCAGGCCGUCCGAGACAACCAGCUGCAUGCCUUCAUCUGGGACUCUGCCGUCCUGGAGUUUGAGGCAUCCCAGAAGUGUGACCUGGUCACCACUGGAGAGCUCUUCUUCCGCUCAGGCUUCGGGAUCGGGAUGAGGAAGGACAGCCCCUGGAAACAAAAUGUCUCCCUCGCCAUCCUCAGUUCCCAUGAAAACGGCUUCAUGGAAGACCUGGAUAAAACCUGGGUGCGAUACCAGGAGUGUGAUUCCCGAAGCAACGCCCCAGCGACCCUCACCUUCGAGAACAUGGCAGGUGUGUUCAUGCUGGUUGCUGGAGGUAUCGUGGCCGGAAUAUUUUUGAUAUUUAUUGAAAUUGCGUACAAGCGACACAAAGACGCGCGGAGAAAGCAGAUGCAGCUCGCGUUCGCUGCCGUCAAUGUCUGGAGGAAGAACCUGCAGGACAAUAAGGAGGCUCCAGGCAGGGAAGUACUUGGUCGAGCCGGGACUCCGAGAUUAACGUCUAUCUUUCUAGAGACACAGGAUGAUAGAAAAAGUGGUAGCGCAGAGCCCGACCCCGACCCCGACCCCAAAACGAAAGCCACUUUUAGGUCCAUCAGUACCACCCUGGCCUCCAGCUUCAAGAGACGUAGGUCCUCCAAAGACACGCAGUACCACCCAACGGACAUCACAGGCCAGCUGAACCUGUCCGACCCGUCAGUCAGCACUGUGGUGUGAGAGCCAUGUCCUGGGAUUCUGCAAACACAUUACUGACACUCACCCACAUCCUCACACACCCACACCCACACCCCACACUCACA
Polyodon spathula (Mississippi paddlefish) is the source of this 3582-nucleotide messenger RNA. It is a transcript of the gene grin1a, whose product is annotated as glutamate receptor, ionotropic, N-methyl D-aspartate 1a. The record is from RefSeq and is a predicted model, not a curated record. NCBI's taxonomy places the organism in Eukaryota, Metazoa, Chordata, Actinopteri, Acipenseriformes, Polyodontidae. Gene Ontology annotation, molecular function: NMDA glutamate receptor activity. The coding region runs from base 575 to 3499 and encodes 974 amino acids. The transcript is spliced from 23 exons. Gene Ontology annotation, cellular component: plasma membrane; neuron projection; NMDA selective glutamate receptor complex. Gene Ontology annotation, biological process: regulation of membrane potential; monoatomic ion transport; ionotropic glutamate receptor signaling pathway.